This is a messenger RNA of Oncorhynchus gorbuscha (pink salmon), 1960 nucleotides long. Its product is annotated as zinc finger protein ubi-d4-like. The record is from RefSeq and is a predicted model, not a curated record. Gene Ontology annotation, biological process: nervous system development. The coding region runs from base 47 to 1330 and encodes 427 amino acids. Gene Ontology annotation, cellular component: nBAF complex. The transcript is spliced from 12 exons. Lineage: Eukaryota; Metazoa; Chordata; Actinopteri; Salmoniformes; Salmonidae.
GCCUAUUUUACAGCGUAGUAGAGAUGUCGCCUAGAAUUCAGACAGCAUGAUUUGGCUUAAAGAGGUGGUAGGACCACAUACCACACCUACCUCUAUGGCAGAGAAGCGCACCAGGCUCGGAGAGCAGUACUACAGAGAUGCCAUGGAGCAGUGCCAUAACUACAACGCCCGGCUAUGUGCCGAGAGGAGUGUCCGAAUGCCCUUCCUGGACUCUCAGACUGGAGUGGCGCAGAACAACUGUUACAUUUGGAUGGAGAAGAGACACAGGGGACCAGGCGUGGCCCCAGGACAGUUGUACACCUACCCAUCCCGCAGGUGGAGGAAGAAACGACGAUCCCACCCCCCAGAGGAUCCCCGACUCGUCUUCCCUCCUCUAAAGUCAGAGCUGGACUUGGGGUUAAAGAAGGAUUCCCUGUCCUCUGAUGGCAGCAGUCUGGAGGCCCUGCUGAAGGGAGAAACCCUGGACAAACGGGUUCCUCCGGAGCUCCGAGGGCCUGAGGAGGAGUCCAGUCUGACAGACUACACUGGUGGGGCGGUCACCCCUGCAACACGCGUCAGAAAGAGAGUCCUGGAGCCAGAUGACUUCCUGGAUGACUUGGAGGAUGAGGACUAUGAGGAGGACACCCCAAAAAGAAGAGGGAAAGGAAAGGGAAAGGGUCGUGGAGUAAGCAGUGCCAAGAAGAAGCUGGACGCUGCGGCGGCUGCGCUGGAGGACAAGGACAAGCCCUACUCCUGUGACAACACUUUCAAACAAAAGCAUAUUUCAAAACCUUCCGAAAGAGUCUGUGGGAAGCGUUACAAGAAUCGUCCGGGCCUGAGCUACCACUACACCCACUCGCACCUGGCUGAGGAGGAGGGAGAGGACAAGGAGGAACCUGAGGUCCACACCCCCACUCCGCCCCAGCCUGAGGAGCCUAAGACACCCAAGAAAGGUCCAGAUGGUUUGGCGAUACCCAAUAACUACUGUGACUUCUGCCUGGGAGACUCUGCCCUCAACCAGAAGACGGGCCAGUCAGAGGCGCUGCAGUCCUGCUCAGACUGUGGACGUUCAGGCCACCCGUCCUGCCUGCAGUUCACCCCCGUGAUGAUGGCUGCAGUGAAGACCUACCGCUGGCAGUGCAUCGAGUGCAAGUGCUGCAACAUCUGUGGCACCUCAGAGAACGACGACCAGCUUCUCUUCUGUGAUGACUGUGAUAGAGGCUAUCAUAUGUACUGUCUCAGCCCCCCUAUGGCUGAACCUCCAGAAGGGAGCUGGAGCUGCCAUCUGUGUCUGGACCUAUUGAAAGACAAGGCGUCAAUAUAUCAGACCCGUAAUGUCCCUCCGUCGUGAUGGACCCCCAUCCUCACAUUACAACCCUCCCUCCACAGUGAGGUUCUUUUUCUGUGGUCAGUCGAGCGGAGGGGGUGGGACACAUGACUUGUGAAAAGGGAAACGUACCUCCCCCCCGCUGAAACACGCUUAGGUUUGGUUGUUCUAUGACUGUUGCACAGUUCCAAGCUCAAGUGACCCAUGUAGGCUUUUGUUUUCAACUAUUUGUCAAUAUAUCAAACUCAAUGUGUAAUAUCCUGAACUUGACAAUACAUCAAGUAUGUUUCUUUAAAUGUGGCUUUAACCACAAACACAGCUUUUACCAGCCAAAUUACACACAAUCUCACACACACACAGUGCAUUCAGAAAGUAUUCAGACCCCUUCACUUUUUCCACAUUUUGCUACGUUACAGCCUUAUUCUAAAAUUGAUUUAAAAAAUACAUUUCCUCAUCAAUCUACACACAAUACCCCAUAAUGUCUAAAAAACCUUUUGCAUUGUAAUUUUUGCCAAUUUUGUAAAAAACAACUGAAAUAAAUUAUUUACAUUGGUAUUCAGACCCUUUGCUAUGAGACUUGAAAUUGAGCUCAGGUGCGUCCUGUUUCCAUUUAUCAUCCUUGAGCUGUUUCUACAACUUGAUUGGAGUCCACCU